Molecule: messenger RNA, 552 nt
Organism: Olea europaea var. sylvestris
Lineage: Eukaryota; Viridiplantae; Streptophyta; Magnoliopsida; Lamiales; Oleaceae
Product: pectinesterase inhibitor-like
Exons: 1
Coding region: 1-552 (183 amino acids)
Biological process (GO): negative regulation of catalytic activity
Molecular function (GO): pectinesterase inhibitor activity
Source: RefSeq, a predicted model, not a curated record
AUGGCUUCUUUCCUACACAACUUCUCAUCUGUGUUGAUUUCCAUGGUUCUCAUUUUCUUGCUUGUGGUUCCAUCUUUAAUGUGCCACUCAAUGGAGGAAAAAGAUCUUCAGCACAUUUGCUCCAAAACCCAGAAUCGUACAGAGUGUUUGAAUCUGUUUAAAUCAGAUCCCAGAAGCUUGAACACAGAUAUAAAGGGCCUAACAGGAGUUGCAGUCGACCUGGCGUUGAACAAAUCCAAUGCAGUCCACACCCAGUACAAUCAACUUUACACGGACACCAAGAAUUCUGAAAUGCAGGAGAAAUAUAUUGCUUGCUCCAAGAAUUACAAUGAUGCCAUUCGUGAUCUUCAGGUGGUGAAGAAGUAUUUAGAUAUUAAUCGUACUAGGUUCAUUUCUGUUGAAAUAAACGAUGCCCUGCAAGAAGUUAUGAGUUGCAGAAAUGUUUUAAAGAAGGAACCAAUCGACCCGGCCAAUAUGGAUUACCAGAACGAGGAAUUCAAGCUUCUUUGCUACAUGGUUAAGGUCACUUCCCACUAUUUGAUCCAGAAGUAA